AUGGCAAGUACUUGCAGAAUCAGCUUCAUCAGCAUCGUGAUCCUCUUCUUGCUCUUCAUCAAUCAAUCUACAAUUUCUUGUUCUGCACGCAUCCGUCUUAUGGAAGGCCGAGUUCUAGCUGACGAGAAGCAACACGGUCUCUUAACACUUGAUGAGAUUAAGAAAGCUGAUCGGGACGCACGCCUGGAUUUUGCAGAGACGAUUGAAGCUGAGACCAAUUUUUUUGAAGACGAUUCACGCCCGCUUUCCAGGAUGGAAUUAAUUAAUAGUAGGUUUUAA
Molecule: messenger RNA, 279 nt
Organism: Microthlaspi erraticum
Lineage: Eukaryota; Viridiplantae; Streptophyta; Magnoliopsida; Brassicales; Brassicaceae
Source: the annotation of a GenBank genome assembly